CGCAACAGGGGCCGGAUUCUGCUAGAAGGAUCAAAUGUUUUUGUUUUCGUGCGGGAUGGAAGGUAGUUGACAGGUCGACAUCGAUAUCUACGACGGCAAACGUUUCUCAGCUGAAUCAACUCUACUUGCAGUGACCUUGUAACAGCCUGCAAGAAGACAAAGCCAUGGGGAAUACAAGCAGUGAGAGGGCUGCAAUGGGCCAUGGUGAGAAGGCGCAGCGGAGGGAUAGCCGAGGUAUCAAAGAGGGCGAGAGGCCAAAAAUCCUCAUGGAUAGCCCAGAGGAUGCUGAUAUUUUUCAUGGAGAGGACAUAAAGGCACCCUUAGAGAAAGAGGAGUUCCUUGCUUGGCAGCAAGACUUAGAAUCAGAUGACAAAGCACCAACUCUGGAACGGCCGACAGUCUUUCGCUGGAAAGGAGAUGGAAAGGAGGUCUACCUCUCUGGAUCCUUCAACAACUGGACCAACAAAAUUCCCCUUAUUAGAAGUCAGAACACCUUUGUGGCAAUUGUCGAUCUACCUGAGGGGGAGCAUCAGUACAAAUUUUACGUGGAUGGUCAGUGGACCCACGACCCAGCUGAGCCUGUUGUAACCAGUCAGCUAGGCACAGUCAACAAUAUCAUUCAGGUAAAGAAGACUGACUUUGAGGUUUUUGAUGCGCUAAUGGUGGAUUCGCAGAAAUGCUCUGACAUGUCAGACCUUUCUAGCUCUCCUCCUGGGCCAUAUCAUCAGGAUGCUUAUGUCCCUAAACAGGAAGAGAAGUUAAAAUCUCCACCCAUUCUUCCACCUCACCUUCUACAGGUCAUCCUUAACAAAGACACUGGGAUUUCUUGUGACCCUGCACUGCUCCCAGAACCCAACCAUGUCAUGCUCAACCACCUCUAUGCACUUUCCAUUAAGGACGGAGUGAUGGUACUCAGUGCAACACAUCGCUAUAAGAAGAAAUAUGUCACCACCUUGCUUUAUAAGCCCAUCUGAUGAAGCAUUCUUUUCUAUAUUUGGAGCUGUUGUUAACUGUACACCGAGUGUACAAAAUGCUAGCCACACUUUUUUCAAAAAAAAAAAUCUAGUGUAUAUUCCUUCCAGGUUUCACCAGUUAGAUCCAUUCUGACCAAAAGAAGCAGCCUUGCAUAAGCACGAGGGAACAAAUUAAGUUUGUAAAAUGUUGACUUGAUUCCCAGAAAAAAAUUUGGACUGAGGGUUAUAGUAAUUGCUUUACAGUAAUACACUAAAAGCCAUACAAACAAAUAACAAAUGAUUCAGUUAGACAGCCACUUACUGAAAAACAGACAGAAAAGAGUUAUUUUAAAGGAAGCCUGCUGUAAAAGGCAGUUUAAGUGAUGAUGCUGCUUUUCCCAUGCAGUACAUCACAUCUGAUUUUUGUGUCAUAUAUCAGCGCAACUAACUAAUAGCUGGAUUGGAUUGGUGGGUAAAUGGGGUCACUGUGUUCACUUCAGUUCUGUGUUACUCUGUUUACUAUAGGAAUAUUUAAUACGUAACAUAGAUUAUAGUAAAAUGGCCUGCCUGCAUUUGUAUAGCGCUUUUCUAGUCCUUAAGGACCCCAAAGCGCUUUACACUACAUUCAGUCAUUCACACAUUCACACAAUUAUAUAGAACAUCGUGGUUUUUGGGCACCUGUUUUGAAGCCUGAUGUUGGGUACUUCAAGUAUUAUUUCUUUCUUUUCUUUUUUUUUUUUUAAACUGGCAAACGAGUGGUGGUUGUGACACUUAGUCAUUACAUACACAACAGUGCUCUUACAGUAACCUGCUUUUUCCCUAGUUUUACCCUGAAUGCGACUGCAGUUUCCAAAGUGAACAUAAUUUAGUAUUACAUAAGAUGACUGAAAGCAUAAACUCAUUAGUAAAGUGUUUACGGUGGUCAUAAGUCAGUAGAAAAGUAGGGUUAUUUUACUUCCAUAAAAUCUGAUUUCUCUGGCCCUCUGACCACCACCAGUAGGCAACGGGUGAAGUGUCUUGUCCAAGGACACAAUGACCGAGACUGUCCGAGCCGGGGCUCGAACCGGCAACCUUCCGAUUACAAGGGGAGCUCCCAACUCUUGAGCCACGAUCGCCCUUUUAAUAUACAAUCUUUGGCCACCAACACCCACUAUAGCUUCAUUUUAAUAGCAAGAACUAACAAAGCAUGCAGGGAGCCAACAGUAAAGGGUAAGUGGAGGCAUUUCAUGAUUCCUACACCAGUAGGUUUGCUUGGUUGGUUUGUUUGCAGUGCUCUGUGUAUUAGUUUUGAUUUGGCAAAGUCAGCUGAUGACAGAAAAGUGCAGUUGACGGUGCUGUCUGUGCCAGCUUGUCUUUUGGCAUUUUGUUUGUUAACGUCACAUGCUGCAAAGCUUUUAGUGCAUUUUAAUAAAAUGAAAAGUUGUGCUCUAAUUAAUUAAAAACAAUUUCACAGUAAAGCAGCAAAGAGAAAAGCACAGCUUCUCUCACACUUUGCUAAAAUGAAGGAAAUGUGGUAAAUUAUUUUUCAUUAAUUUCUUAAUGUUGUAUUUAUUAGUUUAUUAAAUAUUGUUAAGUACCAAAAUGACUACUAAUUUAUAUAUACUAUAUCCGGUUGUUCAGUGAUGACGCGACGAAUCCUACUUCCGGGUCUAAAGUAGUCUGCGUUUAAUAUGGCU
Messenger RNA from Maylandia zebra (zebra mbuna), 2629 nucleotides. RefSeq names its product protein kinase, AMP-activated, beta 1 non-catalytic subunit, a (gene prkab1a). Gene Ontology annotation, molecular function: protein kinase binding. NCBI's taxonomy places the organism in Eukaryota, Metazoa, Chordata, Actinopteri, Cichliformes, Cichlidae. The record is from RefSeq and is a predicted model, not a curated record. Gene Ontology annotation, cellular component: nucleotide-activated protein kinase complex; cytoplasm; nucleus. Gene Ontology annotation, biological process: signal transduction.